Molecule: messenger RNA, 376 nt
Organism: Lepus europaeus (European hare)
Lineage: Eukaryota; Metazoa; Chordata; Mammalia; Lagomorpha; Leporidae
Gene: C19H19orf33
Product: chromosome 19 C19orf33 homolog
Exons: 4
Coding region: 44-334 (96 amino acids)
Cellular component (GO): nucleus
Source: RefSeq, a predicted model, not a curated record
CCCAGGCCAUCCUGGGCCUCGGGUCACACCUGCUCUCAUUACCAUGGACUUCAACCUGAAGGCAGCCCUGGACCCCAAGAAGCCAGGCCACCUGGGAGACCCCAAGCAUGGCCCCCCCAAACCUCAGGGCCAUCCAGGGGCAGCUCACAGCCCGAAGCACGGCCACGGCAGCUCCUCAGACUCCAGCAGCAGCUCCAGCGACUCGGACUCAGACGGCAAGCCCCACGCUGCUGGCUCGAAGCCGAAGGAAGGCGCGGCAGGCAAGGUGAAGAAGCCCAAGGUGAAGAAGGACAAGGAGAAGGACAAGAAGAGCAAGAAGAAGGCCCCCCACUGAUGGGGCCCCGCGGGGCUCAUUAAACCUUUCUCUGCCUUCCGG